Messenger RNA from Plasmodium yoelii, 2541 nucleotides. Its product is annotated as BRO1 domain-containing protein, putative. NCBI's taxonomy places the organism in Eukaryota, Apicomplexa, Aconoidasida, Haemosporida, Plasmodiidae. The coding region runs from base 1 to 2541 and encodes 846 amino acids. The record is from RefSeq and is a predicted model, not a curated record. The transcript is spliced from 5 exons.
AUGCAAUUGGUAUCUGAUUUUGUGAACAUAAAGUACCUAUAUGAAAAGGUACAUAUAAAUAAGAUUAUUACAAAAAAUUAUAAAGAAAUAAUAAAAAAAAAUGAAAUUCCAACAUUUGAAGAUGAGAUAAGAACCUUUACAAGUAUUAGAAACUGUAUUUUAACAGAACAAUAUAAAGGAGCAAAUGAUAAAUUGUUAAGAUUAUAUAAAGAAUAUUUAUUUUAUUUUGAUAUAUUUAAAAAAAAAAAAUUAUUAAAAGACAAUAAUAUAUUAAAUAGUAAUAAUAUAUAUGAAAAAAAUAAAAAAGUAGAAUAUGUAUUUGAACAAGAAAAUAUAAUAAUAUUAUUUAAUAUAUGUAUGUUAAAAUGUAGCUUAAUAAAAUAUCAUAAAAAUUCAAAUGACAUGAAAUUGUUAAAUAAAAUAUCUAAUAAAAUAGUAGAUAUAUUUAAUUAUUUAUUUGAAAAUAUGAAUAAUGAUAAUUUAACAGAAUUAUCAGAUAUUAAUUGUGCUAGUACUUAUAUAUUUUUAUGUAUGUCAUUAGCAUACCAUGAAAAUAUGUUUUAUAACACUGCUAUAUUAAAAAAGUGUAAAAGAAAUUUAUUAUCAAAAUUAAGUUAUAAUAUAUAUACUUAUUUUAAUAAUGCAUUAUAUUGUUUAGAUGGUAAAAUGCCAGAUGUGUUUAAGAAUGCAACCAAAUUUUCAACUGCCAAAGGUAAUAUACAUUAUAUAAGAAAUAUAAAUAAUUCAUUUUAUAAUUUUAUAUUAAUAAAUAAAAUAAUUUUUAUAAGUAUUAGUAAUUAUCAUUGUGCUUUAAAGUAUGCACAACUAAGUCAAGAAAUUGAAGAUAUAAAAAUUCAAAAAUAUGAAGAAGACAAAAUUGGAGAAAUUAUAUGUAGGUUAAAAUAUAGUUUAGAUAAUGUAAAUAAUGGAAUUGAGAUUUGUAAAAAAAAUAAUUUUCAUAUGAAUUUUUCAGAAUUAAAAGAAAAAAUUAUUAAAUCAUUAAAUUUUUUUGAACAUGAAAAUAAAAAUAUAUAUUUUGAAGUUAUACCAACAUAUGAUAAUUUAGAUAAAUUAAAAGGAACGGAAGUUGUAAAAGUUAAAAAUAUAGAUAUAUCAGAAAUUUAUAUAAAAAAAAAUAUUUCUAAUGAUUUAAAAUUAUUAUUUAAUAAACAAGCUCAGAAUAUUUACUAUCAAUAUAAUGGAGAAUUAACACAAUUAUAUAAUUUAUUUGAAAAAAAUUUUAUUGUUUUAAAUGACCAAUUUAAAAUAAUGAAUAUAUCGAAUAGAAAAAACAUAAUAUCAUCUCUUAACAAUGCAAUUAUAAAUACAUAUAACAAAAUCAAAGAUUAUUAUAAACCAGCUAUUUAUUAUAAUAAUUUAAAUGCCUUAAAUAAUGUAGAAACACAUUUACAAGAUAUAAUAAUUCAAAUUGAAGCAAAUUUAAAUACAGAAUAUAAAAAUAAUUUUGAGUUUCAAAAAAAAUUUAUUAACGUUGGAAUAAAUCAAGAAUCUAUUAAUUCAUAUAAUUCAUUUUUACAACAUGUAACUAAUUUUAAAAAUUCUUUAGAACAACUUCGAAAAAAUAUAGAUACUUUUAAAAUAUUUUUGGAAAAUAACCAUGAAAACUUUCAAAUAUGUGAAAUGGAAAUAUCUGUAUUUUAUAAAUAUAUAAUAGAUAAUCUCAACCUAUGCACUAAUGUAAACAUUGAAUCAUUAGACAGCAUCUAUUUGUAUUACCAAUCAAUAUUAUCAGAAGAAAACGAACAAAAUGAAUUCCCAAAAAAGGAAAGCGAAAAAAAGGAAAGCGAACAGAAUGAAUUUCCAAAAAAAGAAAGCGAACAGAAUGAACUUGUUUAUUCUUCUUCUAACAACACUGAAAAAUAUAAUAUUGAAAAAAAAAGUCAAUAUAAUAAUUUACCAUCAUUAGUAUAUAGUGAUUUCCAAAGCUUUUUAAAAGAAAAUAAUAUAAUUAUUAACAUAAAUAAAAAUUUAGAUAAAAAUAAUUUAUUUCAUUAUGAUAAAUUAAAUAACUAUAUCAAUGUUCAUUCAGAAUAUAAAUUAUUUUUUGUUCUCGUAUCAAUAUAUUUUUCCUUAAGCAUACAAUUAAAAAAAUUUUCGUAUCAUUUACACGAUUUGAAACAUAGCAUUAAAGAUGAAUUUUUGAAUUCUAUAACGGAGGAAAAAGAUAAUGACAAAUUGAAUGAACUGUUGGAAAAGGAAAGGGAGACAUUGGCUAUCAAAAAAGAAAAGCUCGAAGAAAUUGUAUCAUCAUUUGAAAGGGAUCUUAACAAGUUUUAUGAUUAUUUUCAUGAAUAUAGCAAACUUGACAAUUUCAAAACGAUUGAUAAUUUUAACAUAUUUUUAAAAGAAUUAAUGGAGAACUGCAAAAAACUAAACACAACACAUGAGCGACAUUCGCAUACUUUGAAAAAUUCGCUCAUGCUAAAAGAUGAUGUAAACAAGUAUAUAUACAUGCGCGAAAGCGAGCGUUCAAAUAUAAGGAUACAGCAAAUACCCAAAAAUAACCAUAAGCCCUUUUAA